Pelagomonas calceolata is the source of this 996-nucleotide messenger RNA. The record is from the annotation of a GenBank genome assembly. NCBI's taxonomy places the organism in Eukaryota, Pelagophyceae, Pelagomonadales, Pelagomonadaceae.
AUGAAGCUCGCCGUCGCCCUGCUCCUGGCCGCGGCCUCGACCGCCCAGGCCGACUACAGCCCGGCCGGUUGCGGCAAUUUCUUAGCGCUCGGCUUCGAUAGUCUAGAUUUUGACCGGUACGAUGAGUACUACAAGGCUGAUUCGACCUUAACGUUGGCUCCGGUGGGCACGUUUCAAGGACCCGACGCUAUCCGGGAGUACGUAAAGUUCCUCAGUCCUUUUUCACCGUUCCUUGAUGAUUUUGUGGAAAAGUACUCCGAAUCCAAUAUCGACCCGUUCCGCUUCAAUGCCGCAACCGGCACGUGCGUGUUCACGCGGGCUUUUCAGAUCGAGUUCAAGUUGUCCGCCCCGGCGUCCCCGGGCCUCGAGGGCGAGGUCGCGAUUUAUUCUUUAGUCCAGUACGAGAUCGAUGGAAACUACGUCUCCAACGUCGAGGUCUACCUCCAGCCAGGCUGGUACGACUUUUACUUUGGCUCCGCCUUGAACACCGACGGUGUUCGCAAGUACAUCUGUGACACGAUGCGCGACUCGUGCCCCGCGACUUGGAAAGACAACGGGUACGAUUCGACGGGGCUCGCGACGUGCAUCGACGACCUCGAGAGCCUGCCCAUGUUAGAUCCGCCGCCGUACUUCGACGGCAAGGGCCAGGCGUGCCGUAUACUCCACGCCGACUUCGCGGCCGAAAACCCCGCUCACUGCGCGCACAUCUCAUUCAAGCCGGCGGAGGACCCCAAGGGCAACAUCGUGUGCCAGGAAUCGGCUCUGAAUCCUGUUUUGAUGGGCAGCCCUGGCUCGCCUUUCACGAUGCAGGACAAGGCGACGUUCGACAAAUUCAUGAGCGACCGCGGGAUCCCGGAAGCUGGCUACAAGCUGGAUCCGACGGUCCCGUGCGGUUCAACCGAGGACUGCCCCGUGGGCCUGGUGUGCGAUUACUCUGGCGGCCGCCGCCUCCGCUUCGGCACCGCCAAGACGGGCUUCUGCGUGCUCGCCGAGUAG